Talpa occidentalis (Iberian mole) is the source of this 2014-nucleotide messenger RNA. It is a transcript of the gene CREB3L4, whose product is annotated as cAMP responsive element binding protein 3 like 4. Gene Ontology annotation, cellular component: nucleus. Bases 250 to 1545 code for a protein of 431 amino acids. Gene Ontology annotation, biological process: regulation of transcription by RNA polymerase II. Gene Ontology annotation, molecular function: DNA-binding transcription factor activity, RNA polymerase II-specific; RNA polymerase II cis-regulatory region sequence-specific DNA binding. The transcript is spliced from 10 exons. The record is from RefSeq and is a predicted model, not a curated record. NCBI's taxonomy places the organism in Eukaryota, Metazoa, Chordata, Mammalia, Eulipotyphla, Talpidae.
AGAAGCCUGCCUCGAGCGCUUAACGCCAUUGGGUGGGGGAGGGGAUUUGCCGUAAAUCUUGGGCAAUCCUGUUGACUGAAUUCCUUUGUUUUCAAUUCUGCCCUGGUCCCUGUCUUGUAAGGCUCAUGGCCGGCGCUCGAGUGUCUUGUGCUGCCGUCACAGCUAUGUCUUUUCCUGAGGAGUUUACCAAACCUUCAGGAAGAUUUACUGCUGUUAGAAGAAACUGAGGCAGAAAGGGCGAGGCUACCUAUGUUUUCAUUAAGUCCGCUUUGUGGACACAGCCCAUGUGCCUCGUGCUCCCAGAGACAGCGUCCCCCGCGGGGAGGCCUCCCGCGGGGCGCAACUACUUUUCUUGCAAGAAGGAUGGAUUUUGGAGCCCCUGACCUGCUGGACGUGUGGCUGGAGCCCGCAGAAGAAGACUUCUCAACAGGGCCCUCCCUGGAACUCGGACUCCACUGUGCACCUCCAGAGGCCACAGGGUCUAUACUACAAGAACAGGGGCUACAAGGCUGGGAAUCCAAUGGGGGCCAUGGCCUUCAAGAGAGUGAGCCUGAAGAUUUUCCGAAGAUUUUCAUUGAUCCCAAUGAAGUGUACUGCUUAGAAGCAUCUCCUGACAGAGAAAGUGGAAUCUCUGAGGAGCCUGGCCAUCCAGAUAGUCCUCUUCCCCCCAAGGCACCUAGUCCUCCUGCCCUCUAUGAGGUUGUCUAUGAGGCAGGUGCCCUGGAGAGGAUACAGGGGGAAGCUGGACCAACUGUAGGGCUCAUCUCCAUCCAGCUAGAUCAGUGGCGUCCACCAUUUAUGGUCCCUGAUGCCUGCAUGAUCAGCGAGCUGCCCCUUGAUGCUCAUGCCCAUAUCCUGCCCAGAGCAAGCACUGUAGCCCCAGUGCCUCCUGCAACCCUGCUGCCAUAUCAAACCUUGUUCCUGACAGAGGAGGAGAAGCGUCUGCUGGGGCAGGAAGGGGUUUCCCUGCCCUCUCACCUGCCCCUCACCAAGGCAGAGGAGAAGGUGCUCAAGAAGGUCAGGAGGAAAAUCCGCAACAAACAAUCUGCUCAGGACAGUCGGCGGCGGAAGAAAGAGUACAUUGAUGGACUGGAGAGCAGGGUGGCUGCCUGUUCUGCACAGAACCAGGAACUACAGAAAAAAGUCCAGGAGCUGGAGAGGCACAACAUCUCCCUGGUGACUCAGCUCCGACAGCUACAGAUGCUUAUUGCUCACACCUCCAACAAGGCUGCCCAGACCAGCACUUGUGUUCUGAUCCUUCUUUUUUCCUUGGUUCUCAUUGUCUUGCCCAGUUUUAGCCCUUUUCAAGGUCUACCAGAUGUUGGGCCUGAGGAUUACCAGCCUCAUGGAGUGAUUUCCAGAAAUAUUCUGACUCACAAGGACAUGACAGAAAAUCUGGAAACUCCAAUCAUAGAGUCCAGAUUAGGGGGGGGCUCUGGGGCUAGGGGUACAAAUGGUUCAACAAGGACACUGCUUGAGAAGAUGGAUGGCAGCACAGCGCCUAAUGGGUAUGUCAGAACGGUGCUGCAUGCAGAUGAGAUGUGAACUGGAAUACUUCCUGGCCCACUUCCCACUAACAAAGAAUCCAGGGCUCCCGCAUGGUUCUGCUUCCCCCGGGACUCCUACUCAGGGUUCUUAGGCCUCCGGGGUCUGAAAUCACUUUAGGAUGCCCUAGAUGUACCAAGAGGCAAGUCUGCUUAUGUUAGGGGGCACCUCAGAUAUUUUUGUUAUGUCUCUGUGAUUUUAUUUCUUCUUUAGUAAUAGGGUUGAGGGGAAACAGAAGUUUGGGCCGAGAAAUAAACUUCUUUACUGGCAUUAUUAUAUCUCAGAAGUUUUAAAUAAGUAGAUGAGGGAGAAGACACUUGGUAAACUGAUAUCCUGUAAAUUACAGUAGGGAAGGCAGUUAUUUUACUCCUUUUAUUCUGCUCAUCAAUGAUCUCAGUGAGGAUGAUGGGAGAGAGGGAGUGCCUCUACAAGGUCCCAAAGAACCAGAGGCAUAAGUUAGUCCAUUCUA